Rotaria sp. Silwood2 is the source of this 5859-nucleotide messenger RNA. The record is from the annotation of a GenBank genome assembly. NCBI's taxonomy places the organism in Eukaryota, Metazoa, Rotifera, Eurotatoria, Philodinida, Philodinidae.
AUGGCCACCGCCAUAUCGGUGAGAAUACCAGCUGGUAAAUUAGGUACAGUUCGUGUUGAUCGAACUAUCGAUGUUUAUCCAGCUUCAAUGACAAAUGAUGAAAGUAAUUUUAAUUCAAAAGCUGCAACAUCAUGUAUUCCAACGAUGGCAUCACAUCGUCAAUUAACUAAAACAACUGUAACAGCAAGUCCAAUACCAUUAAUCAUUGAUCAUAAUGAACAAGAACAACAAAAUGAAGAAGAACAUAGUUAUGUACCUAUUACAAAAUGGAUUGAUAAUACAAAUGGUAACAAUAAUAAUAAUAAUAAAAAUAAUAAUCUCGAUGAUGAACAAAUGUCUGAUAUAGCAGUUAUUUAUUCAUUGGUUCGACAUGCGUCAAGUCGUCGAACAUCAUCACCACCAAGAAUAAUCGUUUCGCCAUCAUUAACAAACAAUAAUAAUAAUAAUAAUAAUAGUAUUUCGCGUCCACAUAUAACUAAAAGUUAUGUAUUAGAAGCUCCAUUGACACCCGUUGUAACUCAUACAUCGAAACAAGCACAAAUAAAAGCAUUAUCAUCAACACGUUCAACUAUUAAUUCAAUUCCAACAUCAACUCCAACUUCAUCACCAUCUCAUGUAAAUACAAGUCUAACACCACCAAUACCACCAUCAGUACGUAUACAAUCAUCAACUUCGUUUACAUCACAUGAUCGACCAACAAUACCAAUUGUUGCAAUAAAACCUCGACCAUAUUCAUUUCGAACGCCUAAUUAUUCACCAAAUGAAAUAUUAAAAAUACAAACGAAUAAUACUACUACUAGUACUACUAAUAAUAAUAAUACGUCUCAAUCAAUACGUUCACGUCGUUCAUUUCGAACAGCACCACGUAAUGUUAUUGAAAGACAAAUAUCAAAUAUAACAGGACGUGUAUCACAAUUACACGAUUCAUUUCUUGCUCGUCUAUCAGAUUUGACAUCGAAUACAAGUAAUCGUCAUCGAAAUCGUUCAUUAACAUCGUUAAGUUCUCAAAUAGUUAAUACUCAUAAUAUAAAUGAAACUGAUUUACGUUUACUACAAAACUCAUCUAAUACACGUCAUCAACGACGUUCAGUUAAACCACGACCGAAAUCGGAAACUUAUGAUGAUCAUCAUCGUGUCAAUGCAGCGGGUUCUUAUGCUCAAUUAACUCUUCUUGGCCAACCAAAAAUAAAUUCAACAUUAGCACAAAAAAUAAUUCCAGCUGAUAAUCAAAAUGGUCGUGUAUCAGUUCGAACAAAUACUCAGACGAUUUCCGUGCCUGAACGUUCAAAUAGUACAACAAGUACACAUUCAAUAUCAACAACAGUUGAUACAAAAAAACUCAAAGAAAAUUGUGAACGAAUUACGAAACAACUUGAAAAAUCAAAGGCAGAUCUGGAUCGACAACGAGCUAAAGGUCCAAAUCAUAAUCCAACAAAAGUAGCAUUUAUUGAAAAUCAAAUUAGACAAUAUGAACAACAAUUAAAUGAAAUUAAACGACGUCUAGAUCAUGUGGAAUCAUCAAUUGAUGCUUCACCUGUUAAAUCAAGUUUUAAUGCUGAAAAUCUUGGUAAUCAACCGAGUACAUAUAUUGAAUCAUCAUCCAGUCGAACAUCAACUUUAUCAGAUGGCAUUAGUGAUUACAAGAAACAGAAUCCAUUAUCUGAAUCAACAACUUUUCAAAUGAUGACUGUAGCUGUUCCGACAGCACCAUUGACUACAGUCGGUUCACCAAUACAGCAGUUAAAACGUAAAUUAUAUUCUGGUAGAUCUGAGACUUAUGAUUUAAUAAAGUAUGGAGAUUCAUCACAUACAAUGUUUUCAACAGAUGAUAGACAUACACAUCGAGAUACGAUCGAUAAUGAUGAUGAUGUGACUGAAAUACAACCAAAAACAUCGAUAUCAUCGUUUGACGAUAUUCAACAAUUUAUAAAUACAUCUAAUUGGGCACCAUUAAGUGUUUUUCUUAAUUUUCUUCUUACUGACCCAAACAGUGAUCCUAGUUAUUUGUUAUUCUAUAUAUUAACUGAAGAAUUACGUACAAAAAAAGCAGAAAAUCGAAGCGAAUUAAUACGAUGGAUAUUUGAAAUUCAUUCCACAUUCACUAUGAAUGGCAGCCCCUUGUAUAUUGGCCUUCCUCAAUCACAAACAGAUUCAAUAAAUCGAUGUUUAGAAGCUCAACAACAAGAAACAAAUGAUGAUAUGAAGUUUAUAUUCAAUGAUGCAAAAGAAUUUGCACGAUCAAUUAUAAGCGAUCGACAAUUAUCUGAUUUUAAUCAUAAACGAACGCUCGGUGUUUUUCGUGAUAUUGAUUUUCCAUUAAUUUCAAAACAAAAUCAUUUUAUUGAAGAAUUACUUCGAUCGAAAUUUGAAUCAUAUUAUAAAGCAAAUAUUGAUGAUUGGAACAGUAUAAGAAAUUCAAAAGAUCUUGCAUUAAUAUGUUCAUUGGCUACAUUUUUAAAACGUUGUGAUAUUAAAAAAUGUGGAAACAUUCCAUUGGAAAAAAUUCCGAAAUUUCUCGAUCGAGAACAAAGACGUCUAUUAUCAAAAUUACCACGAUCAACACAAGCUAAACGAAUUAAGGAUCAUCAAUUAAAUGAACAUCAAUUUACAAAUCAAACUUUAUGUAAAGUUUGUUCAAAACCAUUAUGGGGAAUUAAUUAUCAAGGAUAUUUAUGUGGAUAUUGUCAGCAAUCAUUUCAUCGAGAAUGUGCAGUAAUAAGUGAAAAAUGUUUAAAAGAUCGAAAAACAAAUAGUAUUACAAAUCCUGUUCAAAUAAAACCACGAAAAACACCGAAAAAUAAUUCAAAAUCCCCAUCACGUUCGCUCUCAGAAUCAUUUUCAGCUGACAAUCUCAUACAACCUUUAUUUGGUGGUAUGCCUUUUUCAUGUAUGCAACAACAUAUACAACAACAAGUUAUUUCACCACAACGAACAUUUAUACGACGUUCUGUUGGUGGAAGUAGUACAUUAUUUAACGGAAUUAUGAUGACAUAUAACGGUCCAACAAGAACUGCAAGUUUAAAUGAAGGACGAGAAGGAAGUAUUCCAAAUGAUAAUAAUGAUAAUUUGUCAGCUGCAAAUGAAGGAAGUGAUGUGAUAAAUCCAAAUUUAUUAUCCAUACAAGAACAAAAUAAAAAUUCAAAUUUGGGACGACGUUUUAGUGAUCGACAAGUAGCACCUAAUCGACCGACAUCUAAACAUCGUUCAAGCAGUAAUCCACAAAUGGGUGGAAAUUCAAUUGAUGAAUUCCUUAGCCGUGGUGAUAGUGACAUAAUUAUUCAACAACAAGAUCUGAUCAAUCAAAAAACAAGUUCAACCGAUAUAACAAGUUCUGAAACAGUUAAUCAACAAACAACAACAACAUAUGGUGAUAGUGAUCUUGAAGCUGAUGUGAAUACAUUACCAAAUUUAAGUGAUUUUAUUCCAACUGAUGUUCUUCAAGCACUUUAUCAAUCACGUGAAUGGAAAUUACAAACAACAAUAAAUGAAUUAAUACAUACUGAACGUACACAUUUAAAAGGUUUAAAAAUAAUGAAAAAAUGUUUUCGAGAACCAAUGGAACGUUUUCCUGGAAUGAGUCCUGUUGAAAUUGAUUGUAUAUUUCGAAAUCUUGAUCAACUUAUUGAUUUACAUACUCAAUUUAAAUAUGCAUUACGUCAACAUCGUGAAGAAGCAAAAGAUCAUGUUGUUCGUCAGAUUGGUGAUUUAAUUCUUAAAUUUCUUGAUAAUGAUAAAGGUGAACAAUUUGCUCGUGCAUGUGCUUAUUUUAUUGAAGAUCAAUCACAAGCAUUAAAACUAAUUAAAAAGAAAGAACAAUCAGCAGAUUUUGCAUCACUUAUGCGAGGAUGUGAAUCAAAUCCUUUAUGUCGUCGUUUAACACUAAAAGAUUAUUUACCAUCAGUUAUGACACGUUUUACAAAAUUAAAAAUGUUAUUCGAAGCAAUGAAAAAAUUUGUAUCGGACGAUGAAAUCGAAAGUGAAAAAUUAAGUAAAUGUGUUGAGUGUGCUGAUAAUAUAUUAAAACGUAUGAAUUAUGCACGUUUAAAAAAAGAACAAGAAGCUUUAUUAAAACAAAUUAAAGGAAAUCUUGAAAUACAAAUACCAAAUGAUGAUAAAUCUAUGAAUUUACAAAAUCUUCAAGAUUGUCUUGAAAUAACAAAUAAUCGUUUAAUUUACUCAGGUACAUUAAAAUUAUUACCUGAUACAACAACACAAAAAACCGAAUUUGAAUGUUGUCUUUUUACGGAUAUAUUUGUUUUUUUUCAAAAAAUACCUAUACAACCAUCGGAACAACGUGGUAUUGAUGAACAAUAUCGUUAUAUUUUAAAAGAACAUCAACGGGAUGCUAAUACUGGACGUCAUACACGACCACGAGCAGCUGUAUCUGGAACACGAUAUACUGCAGCACAAAAUUUUAUUUUAACACCUAUAAUUCGACUUGAAUAUUUAUUAAUUAAGAAAAAAGCAUGUGGAGGUGCUCGCUCUUUUUAUGUUAUUGAUACUGAUAAAAAACAAUUGAUUGAAGUUGAAGCUAAUUCAAAAGAUGAUCUCGAAAAAUGGUUAGAAUGGAUUGAAAAAGCUCGAAAACCAUUUGAAAAAUCCAAAUCAUUUGUAUCGUCAUCAAGUGAUAAGAGUUUAAAUCCACCAAUUUCUUCUCAAUCAACAGCUUCAUUAUCAUUAUCAUCAUCAAAAUCAUCAGCAACUCGAUCAGCAAUUAUCGAAGAGCAAGCAAAUAUUCAAUUAGUUGAACCAAAUCAAGUUAAAAUAAUUGAAAAACAAACAUUAAUUGAAGAUACACCAGAAUCAUUAUUAAAUGCAAUUCUUGAGAAGGACAAAGACUUAAAACGUUUAUUACAUGAAAAAGAAAUGCUUCUUUCACGUCUUCUCAACAUUCCUGAAGAUAAAAUUAAUGAUAUACCAGGAAAUAUUGCAUUAACACAAAAAUCAAAACCAAAUUCAUCAUUAGAAGCAAUAACAAAUGCUGCUAGUUACCAUAAUCAAUUACUACAAUCAAUAAGUCAAAGACAAAAUCGAGCAGCAGAAGACAAGAAAAUAUCAUUAAUUGAAGUUCAAUCAUUGUGGACACCAUUAACUCAACUUGGCGAACAACUUACUCUAGCUUUGAAAUUAACAAAUCAACAAAAACAAGAUAGACCUUUAUUACGUGAAUAUCGUGUAAACAUAUCAGAUACUGAAAAUCCAAUUAUAAGACGAAAUAGUAAUUCAAGUAGUAUAUUUAAUGUACCACCAUCAAUACUUAGUGGAACAUCUCAAACAUAUUCGGAUUUAAAAGAUUCAUUAUCAAUGUCAUCUCUUCAUUCAUCUGAAUCACUUGGUUCAGUUGCAAUACCAACACAAACACAAACAUUUAAUGAAUUAAUACAUUUUGAUCCACGAUCACCGUUACCUAGUGAACAAUUAUCAUCUAUAACUGAUUUAGAUGAAACUAUUAAAUCACCAACAUCAAAACCUAAAUCACAACAAUUACAUAUGGCAACAGAAGUUAUUGAACGUUAUGAUGAAGGAGUAUUUGAUGAUGGUAAUACAAGUCAAACAGAAGAAGAUGAAAAUAAUAGUGCUGCCAUGGCUGAUAGUGAUGAUGAAGAUGAAAUUGAGCAUUUUGAUUCAACUGAUAGUAUUAUUAUUUCUGUUGAGAAUGCUCGAGAACAAUCGAGUGAUUGUUUACUACCAACAAAUAAUGUUCAAACUAAUUUAGAUAAUUCAAAUAAUAAUUCAACAGAACCUCAAACAGUUAAUUUAGACACGUAUGAAGAAGUUUAUGACAAUGUCAAAUCUAAUGAUUCUUCAAUGAAUAAUGAUAAUGACAAAACUACAUUACGCAAUGCCAGCGAUGCGUGA